AUGGCAAAUUUCUCCUUGGCUAGUUUCACGAACACUUCGAACAUCACCGAUAGAGAAGCAGAUGUCCCAUUGGUGGUUGGUUCUAUAAUCCUAAUCAUCAUCAACACCAUCACUUUUCCCUGCACAGUUAUUCUCAACGUAUUUGUGAUCAAGGCUGUGAAAACGACGCCUCGACUUCGUAACAACAGCAACAUUUUGCUGGCCUGUUUAGCGGUGACUGACGCCUUUACUGGUCUCCUUUGCCAGCCAUUGAUUAUCCUGUGGACAAUAAUACUAUUACUCGGUCACAGUAUUAGUCAAACAGUUACAGAUUUCUGGUUCACAUUUGUUGCUGUUAUGCUAACAGCUUCAUUCUUUCAUGUGAUGUUGGUUACGUUCGAGAGACUCAUAGCCAUCAAAUUUACGAUGCAAUACUCAAACAUUGUCACUUAUAAUAACUUGAAGAUAGCAGUGCUAUCAGUUUGGAUCUUUGUUUUCAUCAAUGGAAUUUUAAGAAUGACUGUCUACAGAGUAGCCCAUUAUUUAACAGGCCUUAUUAUUAUUUCAAAUAUUCUUUUUCACGCCUUCACUUACCUUACCAUAUAUCGAGAGACACGUUGGCACCAAAAAAGGAUAGAAACUCAGCAGCUUCCCCAAGAUGAAGUAAAAAGGUUUGUCAAAGAGAACAAGGCGCUUAAGACAACUGUGUUUAUAGUUGGUGCUGUUAUUGUUUGCCUUCUGCCAGUUUGUUUCUGUUUUAUCGUAAAAGUUACAGGCCUCUAUGAGAUUUGCCCCAUCAACGCACGAUGGAUGUUAACAUGUGCCAUGUUAAACUCGCUUGUUAAUCCAUUGAUUUACUGCUGGAGACAAAAAGAAAUGAGAAAGGUCAUUUUUGGACUAAGAACCCACAUCGUGCAUGUAGAUAUCCAGUGA
This is a messenger RNA of Pocillopora meandrina, 912 nucleotides long. Lineage: Eukaryota; Metazoa; Cnidaria; Anthozoa; Scleractinia; Pocilloporidae. The record is from the annotation of a GenBank genome assembly.